Aspergillus fijiensis CBS 313.89 is the source of this 1218-nucleotide messenger RNA. RefSeq lists its product as uncharacterized. The annotation marks the transcript as partial. The transcript is spliced from 5 exons. The record is from RefSeq and is a predicted model, not a curated record. NCBI's taxonomy places the organism in Eukaryota, Fungi, Ascomycota, Eurotiomycetes, Eurotiales, Aspergillaceae.
GCCGUGGCUCAAGUAUGCCUCCCGCCUUUGGGUGAGUACGGAUACUCCUACAAUGCGACCGACCAAUCUGUCCUGGACGCCAUCGCGAAAAAUUGCACAACGAUCAAUGGAAGCAUCGUGAUCGCGACAAGCUAUACCGGCUCCUUCAACCUACCCAACGUUCGCAACAUCACUGGACAGAUCGGCUAUGGAUGGGAGGGGACCCCCGCGGUACCUGCACCGACGUCGAUCAGCCUUCCACAUCUCGAGUACAUGGGGAGCGAUAUGUACCUCUUGGGUAUUUCGACUUUGGCAAAUGUGUCCGCGCCGAAGUUGAGGACGGCCGGAUGGGCGCUAAGAAUGGACUAUGUGCAGAACGUUGAUUUGCGAUCAUUGGAAACCGUCAGAUAUGCGGAGAUCUUUGGCGAUGUUUCCAGUCUGCGCUUAGACUCACUUUGGAAUGUGUCUGGAUACUUUUCUAUCUGCAAUAAGGAUAGAUGCGAGAAAAACCAGUCUUCAACCACGCCAUUAUAUAUCUCUCUUCCUUCGCUUCAAUCAGUGGGUAGCAUAGAAACCGCUGGAAGUUUAUCGGGACUAGCAGUGCCGAACCUGACAACCAUCAAGGAAGAAGCUAGAUUUGCUGGCUUCCAGCGCGCCUCAUCCAAUGCAUCAGCUAUCAACAUCACUUUUCCUCGUCUCAAUAAUGCGCCUACAUACAUGAUUUUGGGAGGGAACAUCUCCAGUCUUUCCAUGCCGGAAAUGCGGAACAUGAGUGGAUAUUUUCGGGUUGAUGCUGAUGAUUCACUAGCCAUUAACCUUCCUUUCGAAGAGGCGUCGUCUAUUGACUUGUACGGAGCGAUUUCAAGUGUGAAAUUUCCGAAGCUGAAAUCCCUUUCCAGCUUCAGCCUCCAUAGCAGCCUCUCCUUGGAUUGCCAAUCCGUGAAGGAAACCAUCACGAAGGCCAAAAAUGGCUCAAAAGGCUAUGUAGACUGCAGUUCGAAAGAGCACUCCAAGAAGUUAGGCACCGGGGCCAUUGCCGGUAUCGUGGUUGGUGUUGUGAUUGGUGUCGGACUUAUAAUUGUCCUCGGAGCGCUCUAUUACAUUAAGCGGCGAAAGAGACGAGAGGAAAAGCCAAUAUCGAACACGGAACUCAAUGGCUUCAGUCCAUCAUGCUACGAAGAGCCGCAGGCAAUUCGAGUUCCUCCUCCGAAGUACUCUCCUCCCUUGGGAACGAGGUGA